GUGGGCUGAAAUCCUGGGAUUUGUGGGUGAGGAACGGAAGGAAUAUUUCAACAGGUUUUUUGAAGAUCAGACCGUGGCAGCAGCUGUUUUCAAACACAUGGAGGAGAACGAGAUCCUGUACACCAUGAGCUACAACCCCUCCUACUGCUGGAUCCUGGGUCUGGCACUGGGACCCUUCUUCACACAGAGACAGGGACCCGCAGCGAGUUCCCAAGACCAUCACCCAACUAUAUUCCUACUAUAUUUACAACAUCCUGAAAAACCACAGCCGUGAGAUUGAAAGCCCCCGUGAUGUGUUAUUGAGGGUUGGUCAAAUGGCCUUCACAGCAGUGUCCGAGAGGAAGAUUGUGUUCAUAGAUGGAGAUUUGAUCGAGUACAAUCUGCAGCCUUCCCAGUUCCUGUCCGGCUUCCUGAUGGAACUUUUGGAGAGAGAGGAUUCUGGCCGGAGCGUGGUGUACACAUUCCCACACCUCACCAUCCAAGAGUUUGCCGCCGCACUCGCACUAUUCCUGACUCCAGAUCCUGGGUCUAUCCUGAAAUUCCUCACUGAAGCCCACAGCACAACAGAUGGGCGAUUUGAGGUAUUUCUCCGUUUUGUUGCUGGUCUCUCCUCCCCAGCGUCAGCUCGGCGCCUGGAGGAGUUUAUGGGUCCAUUUCCCCAUCAAACAAUCUGCCGAGUGAUUGACUGGGUGAAGGAGGAGGUGAUACGCCAGAGUGGAAACACACGGAGUCAAUAUGGUAGAAGGAGCCUCCUGAACACACUGCACUACCUGUUUGAGUCUCAGAACCGUGGGCUGGCUCAGGCCGCAACGGGAUCGGUGGAAACGAUUUCAUUCUGUGAAUGUCACCUGACACCGAUUGACUGCGCGGUCCUGACCCAUGUCAUUGGGUUCUGUGAUACAAUAAAACGCCUCGAUCUGGACAACUGCCAUAUUGAGAGUGAAGGACUCCAGCGGCUGGUACCCGUGUUGCACAAAUGUUGGGAGUUGAGACUUGGGAGCAAUAAACUGGGAGAUUCGGGAGUGAAACUGGUUUCUGCGGCUCUGAGAGUCCAGGAGUGUAAAAUACAGAGACUGUGGCUGGGGGAUAUCGGUCUCACAGAUUCUGGUGCUGAGGAUCUCGCCUCUGCGCUCGGUACAAACAAAUCACUGAUGGAAAUUCACCUGAGUGGCAAUAAACUGGGAAUUUCUGCCGUAAAACUGGUUUCAUCAGCUCUGAGGAAUCCGCUGUGUAAAAUACAGCAACUGGAGCUGUGGGAUGAAGAAGGUCUUUGGGAUGAUUGCACCGAGGUUCAUGACUCCGCUCUCGGUACGAACGACCCACUGAUGCACCUGCACCUAUAUGAUGGGGAACUGGGAGAUUCGGGAAUGAAACUGCUGGCUGCAGCUCUGAAAAUCACCAAAUAUAAAAUAAAGAGACUGUGGCUGAAGAAUCUCGGUCUCACAUAUACUGGUAUCGAGGAGAUCAUAUCUGUUCUCAGUACACACCGAUCACUGACAGAGCUGGACGUGAGUGGAAAUAAAUUUGGAGAUUCGGGAGUGAAACUGGUGUCUGCGGCUCUGAGAGACCCGAAGUGCAAACUGCAGAGACUGCGGCUAGAUGGAGCCAGUCUUUCGGCUUCUUACACCAACGAACGUGUCUCCGCUCUCAGUGGAAAUGACUCACUGUUGGACCUAGAUCUGAAUGAUAAUAAACUGGGAGAUUCAGGAGUGGAGCUGCUGGCUGCGGCUCUGAAAAUUACGAAACGUAAAAUACAGAGACUGAAGAUGUGGGGUGUCGGUCUCACGGAUUCUGGUGCUGAGGAUCUCCUCUCCGCUCUCAGUACAAAACGAUCACUGACGGAGUUGAAUCUCGGGUGUAAUAAGCUGGGAGAUCAGGGAGUGAAACUGGUGUCUGCUAUUCUCAGUAAUCCGCAGUGUGAAAUACAGAGACUGUGGCUGGAUAGUGUCGGUCUCACAGAUUCUGGUGUUGAGGAUCUCGUCUCCGCUCUCAGCACAAACCGAUCACUGAUGGAAUUGAACCUGUGUAGCAACGAACUGGAAAAUUCAAGGGUGAAACUGCUGGCUGCGGCUCUGAGGAAUCCGGAGUGCAAGAUACUGAGACUGGAGCUGGAUGAAGCCAUUCUUUCAGCUGAUUGCUCCGAGGAUCUUGUCUCCGUUCUCAGUAAAAGCAACUCACCAAUGCAAGCGGAGCUGCGUGGAAAUGAACUGGGAGAUUCGGGAGUGAAACUACUGGCUGAGGCUCUGAGAAUCACCAAAUACAAAAUACAGAGACUGGUGCUGCGGCGUGUGGGUCUCACAGAUUCUGGUGUCGAGGAUCUCGUCUCCGCACUCAGUGCAAACCAAUCACUGACUGAGCUCAACCUUGGCUUUAAUGAGCUGGGAGAUUCAGGAGUGAAACUGCUGUCAGCAGCUCUGCGGGGCCCGGAGUAUGAAAUACAGAGACUGGUUCUAGAUCAUGUCGGCCUGACAGAUUCUGCUGCCGAGUUUCUCGCCUCGGCUCUCAGUACACAGCUGUCGCUGACGGAGUUGGACUUGACUGGCAAUUCCCUGGGAGAUUCAGGAGUGAAACUGCUGUCUGCGGCUCUGAGUAAUCCGGAGUGCAAUAUACAGAGACUGGAGCUUUACAAUGUCGGUCUCAGAGAUGCUGGUGCCGAAGAUCUCGUUUCCGCUCUCAGUACAAACCGCUCACUGACGGAGCUGGAGAUGAGUUUCAACUCGCUGACGGACGUAUGUGUCCCCGCUCUACGCCGCCUCAUCCUGACCCUUCCGAGUCUGCAGCGGAUUUGGCUGAUGGGGAAUGAUUUCAGUCGGUUGGGCCAGAAUGAAUUGCGGACCCUGCUGAAGUCCAGACCUGGAGUGACAGUGAAACUGGGCACAUUUCAAUGAACAAACAUCACCUCCCGUGGGAUGGUGAUACUUCUGGAAGAUUUUCCGCCCUCCCCUCUAAAAGUGUGCUCUCCGGGUUUCAACCCUCGCAGUUCCCAGGUGGAGUGGGGUCGUUGUGACGUCAGAGGUGGUGUUGCUGUGAAGUGACCAAGCCGCCCGGCCGCACCGAGCAGCUGGUGUCGGAUAUACGGCUCGAAUUCCCCCCUUGGAGUCCCAUUUAUUCAGUACUUUCAUAUGAUAGAGAUCCCUUUUCAAUAACUUUUCAAUUUCGAGUAACGGAGUUGACGACAUCAUAUUGCUCUGUUUCUACUGAGAAAUUUCAUUCCAGUUUUAUUUUUCCUUAUUUUCGUCUUUUCUUUUGGAAAUUUUCUUUUUAGUUUGGUUUGACAUAUUAUUUACAAUUUUUUAUUGACUUGGGGAUAUUUUUCCUUUUCUUUCAUAUACACAAUAAAUCUU
Molecule: messenger RNA, 3344 nt
Organism: Pristis pectinata (smalltooth sawfish)
Lineage: Eukaryota; Metazoa; Chordata; Chondrichthyes; Rhinopristiformes; Pristidae
Product: ribonuclease inhibitor-like
Exons: 13
Coding region: 315-2888 (857 amino acids)
Cellular component (GO): cytoplasm
Molecular function (GO): protein binding
Source: RefSeq, a predicted model, not a curated record